Molecule: messenger RNA, 1542 nt
Organism: Cuscuta campestris
Lineage: Eukaryota; Viridiplantae; Streptophyta; Magnoliopsida; Solanales; Convolvulaceae
Source: the annotation of a GenBank genome assembly
GGUCGUUUUCCCCUCUUCCCUGAACGUCUUUCCCAGCUUAUAUUAUUGCCUAAUAAUCUCCGAUUCUCCAUAAUAACAAAAAUAAAGAAGCAACUUGUCCUAAUUAUCUAUAUCUCUCUCUCCAGCUGCUCCCAGCUCGUAGCUACAGACUGUGUAUAUAAACACCUCUUGCAUUGGAAAGUUGUCGGUUCCCUCCCUCACUUCCGUUUCGUGCUGCAGCUGAUUUCUCUUCCACAUUGCGUUCGAUCUUCUGCCUCCUUCUUUUCCUGGUGUUUCUGUUUCUGCACAGAAACGGAAGGUUUCCGUCGGUGAUCUGGCUGAGUGAAAGAUUGAGAGAAGAGGUUCCGAAGGCGUGUGGCAUGUUGUGUGGGAGUGUGCCUCGCUAAUCCAUCUAACAGUUCUGUUUUCCACAUCAGAACAAGGUGGCUAUGGAUUCGGAAGGAGAAAUCAAGGGGAAGUCGUUGAAGACCUUGAGUGAUCAGGUCUGCCAGAUUUGUGGUGAAGGUGUUGGCACAACUAUAAAUGGUGAGCCAUUUGUUGCCUGUGAUGUCUGCUCCUUUCCAGUGUGCAGGCCAUGCUAUGAAUAUGAAAGGAAGGAUGGGAGUCACUCUUGUCCCCAAUGUAAAACCAGAUACAAGAGGCAUAAAGGAAGUCCUGCAACACUUGGUGAAAGGGAAGAGCACGGUGAUGUUGAUGAUAGUGCAGGUGAUCUUCAGUACUCUUCAGAAAAUCAAAAUGAUAAGCAGAAGCUAACAGAGCGUAUGCUGAGCUGGCACAUGACUUAUGGACGCGAAGACAAUGUUCGCCCGAAAUAUGACAAAGACGUGUCCCACAACCAUAUCCCUCUGCUCACAAAUGGAACAGACGUUUCCGGAGAACUAUCUGCUGCAUCACCUGAACGCCUUUCAGUUGCAUCUCCUGGUCAUGGUGGCGGGAUUAAACGCAUACCGUAUUCAAAUUAUGCAAACCAUUCUCCCAAUAUUAGGGUUGUUGAUCCAGUGAGGGAGUUUGGAUCUCCAGGACUAGGUAAUGUUGCAUGGAAAGAAAGAGUAGAUGGCUGGAAGAUGAAGCAAGAUAAGCCUGGUAUUCCAAUAGCAACUAGUCACCCACCUUCUGAAAGAGGUGGAGAUAUUGAUACCAACACUGAUAUUCUUGUGGACGAUUCCUUACUAACACACAUUGUUCAAGUCAACACCAUGAGUGGAGCUGUUAUAAGUAAACAUUUGUGAUCUGUACAUGUCAUUAUGGUACAGGAAUGAUGAAGCUCGACAACCUCUUUCAAGGAAGGUUUCCAUUCCGUCAUCCAGGAUAAAUCCUUAUAGGAUGGUCAUUGUCCUGCGGCUUGUUGUUCUAUGCAUUUUCUUUCAUUAUCGACUUACGAACCCAGUGCCCAAUGCAUUUGCUCUCUGGCUUAUAUCAGUAAUAUGUGAGAUUUGGUUUGCGAUAUCGUGGAUUCUUGAUCAGUUCCCCAAGUGGCUGCCGGUAAACCGUGAAACAUAUCUUGACAGACUUGCUCUUAGGCAAGAAAUUGUUACUUUUUCU